Molecule: messenger RNA, 3189 nt
Organism: Engraulis encrasicolus (European anchovy)
Lineage: Eukaryota; Metazoa; Chordata; Actinopteri; Clupeiformes; Engraulidae
Gene: ddx4
Product: DEAD (Asp-Glu-Ala-Asp) box polypeptide 4
Exons: 26
Coding region: 125-2371 (748 amino acids)
Biological process (GO): gamete generation; cell differentiation
Cellular component (GO): P granule; nucleus
Molecular function (GO): ATP binding; RNA helicase activity; RNA binding
Source: RefSeq, a predicted model, not a curated record
AGCACGACGUUCGAAAUUCUUCCCUUUCACUGGAUCUCGUCAUCCUGAGCUGGUCACGCGUCUCGUCGCUGUUCCCAAAGUCACAAUUUCAGACGCUUCCUAAAAUACACUUUGAUCAUUAAAAAUGGGCGACGAGUGGGACGAGGGAGAGACGACCACAACAUCAACCUUCGGAAGUGGAGGGGGCUCCUCAUGGAACAGCGGGCCGAAGAACAGCUUUGGCUCAAAAAAUGACAACGAGGGGAGUUCCUGGAACAGUGGAGGCGGUGGCUUUGGAGGAAGAGGAGGAGGCAGAGGCCGAGGAGGUGGAGGAGGGGGAUUUGGCCGCUCAGGCGGUGACGAGAAUGGAUUCGGGGGCGGCGGCUCCAGCUUUGAGGCGAGGCCAGGAGACUGGACCUGCCCAGACAGCUCCUGUGGCAAAAAUAACUUUGCUCGUCGUACGGAGUGUCACAAGUGUGGCACAGCCAAGCCUGAAGACAGCUUUGGAGGAGGUGGAGACGGUGAAGGAAGAGGGGGCUUUCGCGGUAGAGGAGGCCGAGGUGGAGGUCGAGGAGGAUUUAGAGAUUCCAACAACAAUGAUGGGGAUGAUGAUGGAGGUGAUGGCUUCAAAAGUGACUUUGGCGGUAGGGGCCGAGGACGUGGGGGCCGAGGAGGAGGACGUGGUGGCUUCCGAGAUGGCGGAGACGACGAUGGAUUCUCCAGUGGUGGAGCUUUCAGGGAUAGAGAUGUCAAUUCCUUCCGGAGAGGGUUUGGAGGUGGUGGAGGUGGCAACGUGAAGCCAGGAGACUGGACCUGCCCAGACAGCUCCUGUGGAAACAGUAACUUUGCUCGUCGUACGGAGUGUCACAAGUGUGGCACAGCCAAGCCUGCAGACAUCGGUAAUGGUGAAGGAGGAGGAGGGGAGGAUGGAGCUCCAAAGGUUCCCAUCUACUUUCCUCCCCCACCUCCUGAGGAGGAGGAGGCCAUUUUCAAUAAGUUUGCGACUGGCAUCAACUUUGAUAAGUACGACGACAUUUUGGUGGAUGUAAGUGGAAGCAAUCCACCGCCAGCUAUAAUGACUUUUGAAGAAGCCAAGCUGUGUGAGUCCCUGAUCAGGAACGUCAGCAAGUCGGGCUAUGUGAAGCCCACCCCUGUUCAGAAAUAUGGCAUCCCCAUCGUGCGUGGCGGCAGGGACCUCAUGGCCUGUGCACAGACAGGCUCUGGGAAAACCGCUGCAUUCCUGCUGCCCAUCCUGCAGACCCUGAUGGCUGACGGGGUGGCGGCCAGUGCCUUCAGUGAGCAGCAGGAGCCGGAGGCCAUCAUCGUGGCCCCCACGCGAGAGCUCAUCAACCAGAUAUACCUUGAGGCGCGCAAGUUUGCCCAUGGAACGUGUGUGCGCCCGGUGGUGGUGUACGGCGGUAUCAGUGUUAGCUACACCAUCAGAGAAGUCUGCAGAGGCUGCAAUGUGCUCUGCGGCACCCCAGGAAGACUCAUGGACCUUAUUGGGAAAGAGAAGGUGGGGCUGAGCAAGGUGCGCUACCUUGUUCUGGACGAGGCAGACCGCAUGUUGGACAUGGGCUUCGAGCCGGAGAUGCGCAAGCUGGUGGGCUCCCCAGGGAUGCCCCCCAAGGAGCAGAGGCAAACCCUCAUGUUCAGCGCCACCUACCCGGAGGAGAUCCAAAGGAUGGCUGCUGACUUCCUGAAGACGGACUACCUGUUCCUGGCGGUGGGUGUUGUGGGCGGGGCCUGCAGUGAUGUGGAGCAGCAGGUGCUGGAGGUGAACCAGUUCUCCAAGAGGGACCAGCUGUUGGAGCUCCUCAAGGCAACAGGAACUGAACGUACCAUGGUGUUUGUGGAAACGAAGCGCAAGGCCGACUUCAUAGCUACAUAUCUCUGUCAGGAGAAGUUGCCCACAACUAGCAUUCAUGGUGAUCGGGAGCAGCGGGAGCGCGAGCAGGCGUUGGCUGACUUCCGGACGGGCAAGUGUCCCAUCCUGGUGGCUACGUCGGUUGCCGCCAGAGGCCUGGACAUCGAGCAUGUGCAGCACGUGGUUAACUUUGACCUCCCCAACAACAUUGACGAGUAUGUGCACCGCAUCGGCAGGACCGGGCGCUGCGGCAACACGGGACGUGCCGUCUCGUUCUUUGACCCAGAGGCUGACACUCAGCUGGCACGCUCCCUUGUCAAGGUCCUUUCAGGGGCCAAGCAGACUGUCCCGGACUGGCUAGAGAAGGUUGCCUUCGGUGCCCACGGGACUACUGGCCACAACCCUCGAGGAGGAGUGUUCGCCUCAACCGACACAAGGAAGGGUGGUGGAUUCCAGUCAGAUAGCCAGGGCUCGGCUCCCGCCUCAGCCGGAGGGGGAGGAGGAGACGACGACGAAUGGGAGUGACAAGUUUGCAUGUAGUCUUGUUUGGGGGGGGGAGACGCAAUUUGUUUUUAUGUUCAAUAUUUUAUGUUUGUUUUUAUGUUUUUGAAAUGUCGCGUCAUGGCAAUUUUUUAUGUUUCUUUUUUUCGUGUUUUGUUUUGUUACUGAAAAUGGCAGCCUUUUAAAGGCUUGAAGCAGUUGUGAAGUUAAUAAUACUCAUGCGAAUGCAGGGGGUUAUUAAUCAUGGUUUCAGUGCAGAUCAAGUAAUGGCACCUUUCCCCCUCCACAGCACUGCAAGAGUUGGUGUGAAAAGCCAUUUUUAUCACUAAUAAUCAGUGAUGGGCAAUCUGAAUUCAGAAGCUGCAAACAAAUGACCUGAAUGGCAAGAGAAAAGAAUGGCGAGCACUCUAUUGGCUUCUCUCCAGGUUAAGGGGUGCGCCUGGUUAUUCCUUUUAAGCCUUCACAGACUUAAGAAUUAUAUCCAAAGCAUUCUCUGAGUUGAGGUAGUUGGGAGUAUUUUAAAACAAGGUUUUACUGCUCCAAAUGCUGAAUUGAAAAGGUGAAACUAGAUGGGCAGUAAUGGCCUGUAGCACUUGGCUUCUGAAUCCUGGUUGACCAUCAAUACUACUAACGAGAAGUACACGUGGCUUAUGAAGCCAUAACCUACAGGUCAUUGUAACACAAAUAUAGCACUAAGUGAUUUCUACCCCUUGCAUUGAAAAUAAAACAAACGCAUGACGGCAUUUUGAAAGGUUCUGUUGGCGUAGCCUUGUUGGCCAGAUGAAGCCUUGUUGCAUGGCCCUGGUGGGCUGCUGUGAGGAAUAAAAAAAGUGUCAACUUGA